UUGGCGGCUUACAACACUACUUUUUGAAAAAAAAAAACUAAGCAAACACCGCGUUUGUUUACUGCCUCUGUCUUUGAAAUGAACGCGCGUGCGCUCAAGUCGCGAAUAAUCGGGCGUCAGGACGAAGGACGAGACAUAGAGAAAUGCUGAGCAGCUUUGGAGCCGCGGUAUUGUGUCAGUGCUCAGCGGAAUCUGGUGGCAUUUCAACGUGUCCGGUUGCAGAAUUCCGUUCUAUGGAAAACACAUUUGUUUUCUGAUUCUGUUGCAAAUCGCUCGCGUGUGUGUCAGUUAACUGUCCGCGUGUUUGUAGCACGCUACGCUACAUGAACAGAAAAAAGAGUAAAACAAGCAAAUACGAUUAAAAAGCAAUUUGCAAAGCGGCAAAUAAAAUGCAAAGUAAAUAAAUGGGCCGUAACUCAAUUUGGCCUGCAAUUUUAACAGUUUAUCGAAUGGCGAAAGUACGCAUCCAAUAAAAAACACAAUUGCGAAAAACAGAACAAACAUUUAAAAACAAAUACUACUCAACGAGGGAAACGAGGAGGGAAAACAAGAUGAAAACGCGCCUCGUCUCGCUGACUUAUCGCGGGAGUGCAUCCGUCGACCCGCGAUACUCCGCCUCCAUGCUGCCGUGGACCAUCAAUGACAUACGGUCCACCGAGAGCUAUACGAAGUUAUCUGUGGGCAUUGAGCAUGGCAUCCUGGAGUCAUACAACUCGGACUUUGAGCUGCAGUUCAGCCAUCCCUUGAAGCAUAUCGUCGGCAUGUGCCGUAUCAUCCACAAACCGCAGGCCAAGACCAUCGGCAAUGGCUUCCUGCAGUUGAAAUCGAGUGGCCAGGCUUCCACCUCCUCAAUAGUCGUUUCCUCGACAUCCAGCAGCAGUGGCAGCAGCAGCUCACUGACCGGAAACGGACUGCGCCACACACUGACCGCAUCCACAUCCUACGGCUCCCUCUCAUCCAGUGCGGCGUCCGCUUAUCACCAGCAGCAGCAGGCGGCGGCCACCGCAGCGGCAGAAGCCUCGGCGGAGCAGUCACAGAACUGCAUGGAAUUUCAGGGCCCCAUCACAGGACUCGUCUACUUGCUGAAGGACCCCAAGGAUCCGUUGCUGCACAUUUAUCUAUUCGAGUGCGAGGCCGUCGAGGAGAUGGCCGAGCUGAUGCAUCAGAUGCGAGAUCCAGCCCACACACUCGGCGGCUCCGUGGGCAGCAUCCCGCAGACCUUGAUCGGCGGUGGCGGGCAUAGCUCCUCCUCGAACGGAGCACUAAAUGGCAUUCAUGCCACGCCCGCCACCAAUCUGAAGAUGAGCGAGGCCAUGAGGAGUGCCCAGCACGAUACCAGUCCCAAUCCCGUGAGUUCCAAGAUGAAGGCCUCCAAGUCCUACACCCACGGACUGAGCAACUCCUCGGGCACGGUUAACAUACCCACAUCCACCUCGGCCCAGAGCAAUCUCUCCCUCCUGGCGGAUAUCUCGCCGAACCACACGCACUUCUUCGAGGUGAUGUAUGUGGGCAAGAUCCGGGUCUCCCAGAAGCGGGUGCCCAACACCUUCAUCGACGAUGCGCUGCCCAAGUUCAAGGCGUACGACGCCCAGCGGCUGCGUCUUCUCCAGAACCGCAAAAUGUCGCUGAGCAGCGAGGGAGGAGUGGGCAUCGAGGCGAAGCCAUCGGCAGGAAGUACUCUGAAGAGCCAGGACCUCAAGGAGGAGGACGAAGAGGACCAGGAGCAACAGAGUCAGGAUACCCAAAGCCAGGCCAAACCCCAAGUCCAGCUGCAGUUGACCGGCGCCGAAGAGGGGGCUGCUCCGCGUCCUCUGGAGGAGAAUAACAAGGAAAAUCGGUCGCCGGAAAAGCGUCACCUACUGCGGGGUCAGAGCCAGAUCGAGUUGGGUCACAAGGAGAACUUUGACGGCUCUGAGCCAUCGUCAUCUGAAAGCCAACAGGAGGCGUCCAAUGUUAUUGUUAACAAACAGCCCACGCCGCCCAGGGAUCAGGGCGUGGCCUCUGAGAGCUGUGUGAAUGGGAGUGGGAGUGGCACUUCCGCCGCCGCCUCCUCAUCCGCUGGCCCCAGUCAGUUGCAUCCCAAUUAUGCGCUGGAAAAUAUACCCAAGCAGCGGGACCGCUCCGCCUCGCAGGGCUGCAUUCCGCCGUAUGUGGAGCAGAACCGGACGAUGGUGUUCCUGGUGGGUCGCUGUGAUCUCCGCCUGAUCUCGCCGGACCGCAAGCAGGUGUUGCUCUACAAGGACUUCAAGGACGUAGCCAGCUGUGUGCACGGCCAGAAGUCGCUGGAUCACUUCGGAAUCAUCUGCCGGGAGCUGAACAAUGACGGCUACAUCGGCUAUGUGUUCAAGUGCCAGUCGGAGCACGUGUGCGACGACAUUGUGGCCGCCAUCGCUCAGGCCUUUGACACGUGCGCGGAACAGAAGAAGAAACAGGAGACCCAGAUCUUCAGCUGCGAACAUUGCCCGAUGCUCUGGUACCACAAACUCUGCACGGACGUCGAGGGACUUUCUGAGAAGAAGACCCAGGCCCUGAUACUGCGCCGCAUCGAGACAUUAAGCGACGAUGAGCAGGAGAUCGUAUGGGCCAAGUUCUGCGGCUCCGAGAAGACCAACUCCCCGGUGGCCGAGCAGAACCAGUUCCUCAUGAUGCUACUGCGGGCACACUGCGAGUCCCGGCAGCAGCGCCACGUCCAUGACACUGCCGAGAACCGAUCCGAGUUCCUCAACCAGUACCUCGGCGGCAGCACCAUCUUCAUGAAAGCCAAGCGAUCGCUCACCAACUCCUUCGACAACCUCUUGAAGCGGAAGCCAUCCAAGGACGAUAUUGCUGUGCCGCCGCACAAUUUGCGCGAGAUACGGGAGGGUUCGGCCGAGCCCCUGGGCGCGGAGACUCCACCAGAGGGAUUCCGAUCCAGAUCAAACACCGUGGGAGCGAGUCCCAGCAGCAAGCCCACAGCGGAGCAGCUCAAAAGCCCCAUGAUGGAUAUAUUCAUCAAGGUGGGUAAUAGUCCCAAGGAGGCGGAAACCCACCAGGGAUCCUGGCGUCAGGCCAUACUUAACAGCGUGGUGACUCCUUCUAAGGGCUUAGAUAGCGAAGCGCCCACCGAGUUCUUGUCUCCCAUGAGAAAGCCUCCCAAGCGUGGCAAGCGAGAUGCCGCCGAGUUGAGAGAACUCUGGCGCACUGCCAUCCGGCAGACCAUCAUGUUGAAUCGUAUGGAGACGGAGAACGCCAUGUUGCAGGCUCGCCAGAACGAGAACGAGCUGAAACGCAUUAAGCUGGACUACGAGGAGAUAGUGCCCUGCGACAAGCAAUUGAUAGAGCGCUGGGAGCAGAUUAUCGAGCGCAACUCCACACAGAUUGGCAAUAAAAAGGAUCCCAAGGUCCUGGGCCAUGCCAUACGCACCGGAGUGCCCCGAUCAAAGCGCGGCGAUGUCUGGACCUUCCUGGCCGAGCAGCAUUCCAUGAACACGGCUCCAGUGGACACCAAGAAGUUCCCCAACUUCAAUACACCGUACCAUACGCUGCUGAAGCAUCUCACCGAACACCAGCACGCCAUUUUCAUUGAUCUGGGCAGGACGUUUCCCAAUCACCAGUUCUACAAGGAUCCCCUGGGUCUGGGACAGCUGUCGCUCUUUAAUCUGUUGAAGGCCUACUCGAUACUUGACCCAGAGUUGGGCUACUGUCAGGGAUUGGGCUUCAUCUGCGGCGUUCUACUUUUGCAUUGCGACGAGGCCAACGCCUUCCAGCUGCUUAAGCAUCUUAUGUUCCGCCGGAACAUGCGUACCAAAUACCUACCCGACAUGAAGAAGUUCCAGCUGCAGCUUUACCAGCUCUCCCGCCUGGUAAAGGACCACCUGCCGGAUCUGUAUGUUUGGCUCGACCAGAAUGAUGUUUCGCCCACCUUGUACGCGGCUCCCUGGAUUCUCACCGUCUUCAGUUCCCAGUUCCCGCUGGGUUUCGUGGCGCGCGUCUUUGACCUGCUCUUCCUGGAGUCCUCCGACGUCAUCUUCAAGUUCGCCAUCGCCCUGCUCUCCGUGCACAAGGAUCAACUGCUGGCCAAGGAUAACUUUGAGGAAAUCAUGGACUAUCUGAAGACCGUGGUGCCCAAAAUGGAGCCGCAUUGCAUGGAACAGAUCAUGAAGCUGGUCUUCACCAUGGACAUUGGCAAGCAGCUGGCCGAGUACAACGUAGAGUACAAUGUGCUGCAGGAGGAGAUCACUACCACGAACCAUCAUCUGGAAAUGCUGAACAGGGAGAAGACCCAAAACCAGCAUCUGGAGCAGCAAUUGCAGUUUGCUCAAUCCUCGAUUGCUCAGCUGGAGACCACUAGGUCCUCGCAACAGGCGCAGAUUACCACGCUGCAGUCGCAGGUUCAGUCCUUGGAGCUUACCAUCCAGACCCUGGGACGCUACAUUGGCCAGCUGGUGGAGCACAAUCCCGAUCUGGAGCUGCCCAAUGAGGUGAGACGUAUGCUCCAGCAACUGGACGACCUGGAGCGGCAGAGGCGCAAACCCAUCUUCGCCGAGCGCAAAAUUGGCAAAUCCAUUUCCGUCAACAGUCACUUGGGGUUUCCACUCAAGGUGCUCGAAGAGCUGACCGAAAGAGACGAACAUGGUUCGCCACAAAAGCAGAAGAAGGAGAAGACACCUUUUUUUGAGCAGCUCCGACAACAACAGCAGCAGCUCCAACAGAACCGCCUCAACGGACAGUCCUCCAAUGCUAAUGAGUCCGUGUCCCCGACGCCGCCCUCGCGACCCAAUCGCCUGUUGGACAAUGCCAGUGCCAGGACCGUCAUGCAAACGAAGCUGGACGAACUGAAGCUACCCGAGCACGUGGACAAGUUUGUGGCCAAUAUCAAGAGCCCGCUGGAGGUCGACUCGGGCGUGGGCACCCCUCUCAGCCCACCGAGCACCGCGAGCAACAGCAGCGGCGGCAGUAUCUUCAGUCGAAUGGGCUACCGGACGACUCCCCAGGCCUUGUCGCCCUUGGCCCAGCGUCAGAGCUAUGGAGUAGCGAUCACCACAGCUCCAUCCCCAGCCCACAUGGAGCAAGUACCGCCGACCACAGUCACGGCAGCCAUGCCACGGGAGGACAACGAGGAGCCGCAGGCCAUGCAUCCGCUGAGCAUGGUGGGAGGCGAUGUCAACGUGCGAUUCAAGGGCACCACGCAGCUCAAGUCGAUCAGGCCGGUGCACCACAUGAGGGCCAUCAACCUGGGCGGUGUCCAGCACCAGUCCAGUACGGAGUCCACGGUGGGCGUGGCUCCCGUGCCCGUCGAGCUGGCACCGCCCACGGCCACAGGUCGCAGCUAACGGUUUUGAUUUAUCGGCAAAUUGCUGCGCGGCUUCUAUCGCGAAUGAAAGUUGAACGCUACUCCUCCUUUAUUGCCGCUUAGAUACUUAUAUACAAACCCCAAGAACUAUAAGAUACAAACUCGAACUAAUUUGUUUUCAAAUUGUGUGCUCGCACAAAAUGUUGCCAUAUACAUAUAUUGCUCCGAAAGUUACGCAAUCGUUAUAAACUGAUCCCCCGACAAAGAAAGGAAAAUACAAAUACUAUACAAGUAUACAAAAAAUGCUUAUAGAAUGUAAUUGGAUAGUGCUUUUUCAAGAUUUUAUACAUUUGGCUACCGCAUACAAAAUUUGUAUUACAAAUCAAAGCUUAUAUCCUUAGGCAGCAUUCAAAAAAAAAAAAACUAUAAAAAUCACAAAAAAAAAGGAAUAUAAAACCCGAAUCAAACGAAGCAUUGAUGAGUCUGUAGAUUGUUUUUAGUCAGCCCCUUUUACUAUUGAGUUAAUGUGUAACGAAUUUACUUGGUAGCUUACUUGUUGAUUUUCGUGUUUCUUUAGUUCUAGUGGAUUAGUUCUUAACAUUACACUUAAUUUAAUUAUAUUUGUACAUUUCUCCCAGGGUUUUACUUUGCAAUGUAAACUAAAAUCAAACACCAAAUGUAUAAAACGAUUCCGAUGACAUUUGCUUGUACAUUGUUCUCGAAUAGGAUACAGAAAGCUCACAAAUCUAUUUCAUUGUCAUUAUGGUACUUGGAUUGUAUUGAUUGUUUACAUAUAUACAGAUAUACAUAUAUGUAUAUAUAUUAUUAUGAUAUAUGGAUAUUACAAGCGAAGAAAAAAAGGAAAAGUUGCUUCUGUGUUAAGUACUUAUGUAUUGCUUAGUCGGACUGCUUCCAUGGGGCGUCCGGAAUUUGUGUAGCUGAUUUGUGUUAGAAUAUGAUUAAAAUCAUUAAUUAAUGAAAACAGUAAUAAAGUCAACAAUUAUUUAAUCAAA
This is a messenger RNA of Drosophila ananassae, 6285 nucleotides long. It is a transcript of the gene plx, whose product is annotated as TBC1 domain family member 4. The coding region runs from base 552 to 5312 and encodes 1586 amino acids. NCBI's taxonomy places the organism in Eukaryota, Metazoa, Arthropoda, Insecta, Diptera, Drosophilidae. The transcript has 10 exons. The record is from RefSeq and is a predicted model, not a curated record.